This is a messenger RNA of Lasiosphaeria miniovina, 981 nucleotides long. RefSeq lists its product as uncharacterized. The record is from RefSeq and is a predicted model, not a curated record. The transcript has a single exon. Lineage: Eukaryota; Fungi; Ascomycota; Sordariomycetes; Sordariales; Lasiosphaeriaceae. The coding region runs from base 1 to 981 and encodes 326 amino acids.
AUGGGCUUCGAGGAGAUAGCGCAGUGGAAGGAGCGCAACCGCAAGCAGCAGGAGCAGGAGGGCACCGAGAAGCAGAACCAGCAGCGCCCGACCGUCUUCGACCUCAAGUUCAUCACGCCCCAGCACAAGAGCAACGUGUGGAACAUCUCGUACGCCUCCCACGACGACGGCAGCGAGCUACCAACCGCUGCGGCCGCAACCGGCCAGCAGCACCAAGUCCUCCUCGCGUCGUUCCACCGCCGAGCCCACGCCGGACCCUCGUCGCUGCUCGCUGCCAGCACCAGCGCUGCCACGGGCCCCAACAAGUUCUCGCAGUCGCCGUCUAACUCGGCCGUCUUCUACACAACCUCGGCCAACACUCUGACAAAGACGGCGCCCCAGACCAUCCCCCAGCCGGGUGGAAGCGGCAGCAAUGGCCCCUUCAAAUCCUCGUCGUUCAGCGGCCAGCGAAGCGCGGCAGAAAUCACCGACGUGCCGAGCCUCGCCGUGCUGAGCAAUCUCUGCCGCGGCCCAGCGUCGGCCUCGCACCUUGACAAGAACAACAACAUCGACGAGGACAACACCUUUACAGCGACGGAGGAAAAGUCCAGCCGCCAGCUCAAGACCCUGAACUGCGGCAUUGGUGGCGCGUCGACCUUGUCGUCGGUGCUCCAGCGCAUCAACGAGCAACUGGGAUCGUGGUCCGGCCGGUCUGGCUUCAACCCCAACUCUAGCUCUGACUCCGUUUCAUCGUCUUCCUCGAGCCAGCAGCUCGGCAUCGACGAUCAAGGCAGCGGCAACAACCACGUCAAGAAUAAGAAUGACAAGACCAACAACGACGAAAGACCCGGAAACCAGGCAUCCGGCUCCGGUUCCGGUUCGGACAAGAAUCCCAGGAACACGAAAGAUAACAAUAACAACAGCGACAAGCCCUGGCCCAACAACGCGCCGCUGCCGAUUGUGCGCCAGCUGCCCAUGUUCCUCGGCGGUGGACUGUUCUAG